Messenger RNA from Amaranthus tricolor (Joseph's coat), 2068 nucleotides. Its product is annotated as cyclin-A1-4. The record is from RefSeq and is a predicted model, not a curated record. The transcript has 9 exons. Gene Ontology annotation, cellular component: nucleus; cyclin-dependent protein kinase holoenzyme complex; cytoplasm. NCBI's taxonomy places the organism in Eukaryota, Viridiplantae, Streptophyta, Magnoliopsida, Caryophyllales, Amaranthaceae. Gene Ontology annotation, molecular function: cyclin-dependent protein serine/threonine kinase regulator activity. Gene Ontology annotation, biological process: mitotic cell cycle phase transition; regulation of cyclin-dependent protein serine/threonine kinase activity. Bases 171 to 1598 code for a protein of 475 amino acids.
UAGAUACGCUCGGGCCUGAGGCUUAAAUUCAAACUUCAUAAUCCCUCUCCCUCCCGUCAUUGCUCAUUCAUUUCUUCAUUCAUAUAUUAAUAUUGUUGAUGUUUAUCUUAAUUCGUUUCUAAUUCAGAAAUACUCAUUCUCAUACGCAUUGUUAGGCUUCAUUUUUCAAAAUGGCGACACACAGGAGAAGUUUGGGUUCGUCAAAAAUGGCAUCCUCAUCUUCUGAAAACUCUAAACCCAUUCCCAACAACAGGAAGCGACCCCCUCUCUCUAACUUGACCAAUCAAACUCGUCCCUCUCUUUCUCUUGCCCCUCUUGUACCUUGUGCUUCAGCUAAAAGUGUAAAAGCUAAAAAGGGAUACCCUACAAGCAUCAACGAUACGAACUUGCCGGCCUUGUGGGCUGAAAAACCCAAUGCUGUGGCAGCGUCAAAGAUAUCUUUGGUUAGAAGCAAGGCCGCUUCACUUAAAGUAUCUCAGACAUAUGUCUUUCAAGCUCCAAGUAGAAUGGAUGUUUCUCCUAGUUUAUCCAAUGGAGAUUCUGUUUCUAUGGAAGAUUCUAUGUCUACAUGUGAUUCAUUGAAGAGCCCUGAAGUUGAAUACUUAGAUGAUAGUGAUGUAGCUACACUUAGCUCCAUUCACAAAAAAACAUCUGAAAACUUCCAGGCUGAUGACCAUAUGGAUAUUUCAGGGAAUGGCUGCAAAAGAGAAAUCCUUUCCGAAAUGGAAGUUGACCAAGUUGUUAAUGUUGAUGACAAGUUUAUGGAUCCUCAGUUUUGCACUACCAUAGCUUGUGAUAUCUACAAGUAUUUGCGUACAUCUGAGACAUUGAAAAGACCUUCAAUAGACUUCAUAGAGAAGAUACAGAAAGAUAUAAAUGCCAGCAUGCGUGCCAUACUAGUUGACUGGCUUGUAGAGGUUGCUGAAGAAUACAGGCUUGUCCCAGAUACGCUAUACCUCACUGUUAACUACUUAGAUAGAUAUCUCACUGGAAAUGCUAUAAACCGGCAACGUUUGCAGCUCUUGGGUGUGGCUUGCAUGAUGAUUGCAGCAAAAUAUGAAGAAAUAUGUGCACCUCAGGUGGAGGAGUUCUGUUACAUCACGGACAACACAUACUUGAAGGAGGAGGUUCUGGAAAUGGAGGCUGCAGUGCUCAACUACCUCAAGUUUGAAAUGAGUGCCCCAACCAUAAAAUGUUUCUUAAGGAGAUUUGUUCGUGCUUCUCAAGCAGUUAGUGAGGUUCCAUCUAUGCAAUUGGAGUGUUUGUCGAAUUAUGUAGCUGAAUUGUCUCUCUUGGAUUACAACAUGCUUCAGUAUACCCCAUCAUUGACUGCUGCAUCAGCAAUAUUUUUGGCCAACUACAUACUUAGCCCAUUACAAAAGCCUUGGAACUCAACUCUGGUACAUUACACUCUCUAUGAGGCUUGUGAUUUACAUGAGUGCGUCAAAGCUCUUCAUCAGCUAUGCUUAAGCUGCCAUAACUCCAGUUUGCCAGCAAUCCGGGAGAAGUAUAGUCAACAUAAGUACAAGUUUGUAGCAAAGAAGUAUUGUCCUCCCUCAAUACCCUCAGAGUACUUUCUCAGUGGAAGAAGCAAAUAAAGGAGUCCAUAAGGUUGGAUGUUGUGUUGCGUUGGGUUGCGUUGGGUUGCGUCCGGGGAAGCAACAAGGCAUAUAUUGCAGCAAGGCUUAUGUCAUGAUGUACGUAUGAUAUGAUGUAAGAGAUGAAAAUCAUCGUAUAUCUCUCGAAAAAAAUCUACUAACAGCAGCGGGAAGGACGUUAAAUGGUUACUUAUUGUAACCCCUAAUGACACAGAGAGCCAAAGAAAAAAAUACUCCUAGUCCUAGGGCUGCAGGAUGGAGAGUGGGAAAUGGAAGGAAUUUAGUUAGUGGUCAAAAACUCUUAAAUCUCUUUGAAUCAUAACCUCUCUUUGCCCCACUAGUAAGUAUUAAUUCUAGAGAAAAGACAAUGGGAUUCCCUAAUUGAAAUGCUUGCACAUUCUUCAUACUUUGUACUCACAAAUGCUUAUUUCUUGCAUUAUUGAAAUUAAAAAACCAUGAAUUGAAAUUUA